AGUCCAGAGCACAGCAACGUCCUCCCCAAACGAAGGCAGUAAACGAGGACAUGCCCAUGAAGGGCUCUCGUGAGGAUGAAACGAGAUCGUGCACGGGACGCCCGGCUCUUGACAAGUUUGUCAUGCUAUUCACGGAUGACCUGGGCCAUAUUUCCCAGUGGAGUUCCAUCAUGGCUGGGAGUCUCGCAGGCAUGGUUUCCACCAUUGUGACAUACCCUACAGACCUCAUCAAAACCCGGUUGAUUGUGCAGAACAUGCUGCAACCAUCUUACAGAGGGAUCCUCCAUGCUUUUUCUACUGUUUAUCAACAGGAAGGGUUCCUAGCCCUGUAUCGAGGGGUUUCCCUUACUGUUCUAGGUGCUCUCCCCUUCUCCGCUGGCUCCCUUCUAGUUUACAUGAACCUGGAGAAACUCUGGAAUGGACCCCGAGAUCGGUUCUCUCCCCUCCAGAACUUUGCCAAUGUCUGCCUGGCCGCCGCCGUAACCCAGACGCUCUCCUAUCCUUUUGACACGGUGAAGAGAAAGAUGCAGGCUCAGAGCCCGCACCUUCCCCACCAUGGAGGAGUAGAUGUCCAUUUCUCAGGAGCAGUGGACUGCUUCCGGCAGACGGUCAAAGCCCAAGGGGUCCUGGCGCUCUGGAAUGGGCUGACAGCCAACUUGCUGAAGGUAGUCCCAUAUUUUGGAGUUAUGUUUGGCACCUUUGAAUUCUGCAAGAGAAUCUGUCUUUACCAAAAUGGUUACAUUGUGUCUCCUCUGAGCUAUAAAUUGACCCCGGGGGUGGAUCAGAGUUUGAAGCCCCAGGAAUUGCGAGAACUUAAAAAGUUCUUCAAAACUGGACAGCUAAAGUCUAAAAAACCAACUCUUUAAAACUGAAUGGCACAAGAAGUGCACUGACCGAAGGCGUGUUACAAUCGUAACAAAAAUGUCGCUCCAUAACCGUGCGCGCGUGGAGUGAUGAGAGGAUCCCCCCAUCUGCUGCUCUUGGAAAUGAGAAGAUUCAGCCACAUACCAGGUCCAAGCUCCAAACUGAUGUCCUGGUGAACACCUGCACCAUGGGAAAGCUUCCCAGCGCGACUGCUGGAUGGUGGCCUGCCGCCAGAUUUUAUAACAAAACUCAACAUUAAUGAAAAGUGCUAUUUACACUCCAUAGAUGUGCAACUUAGACGACGCCAAAGCAAGGGCAUCACUGUAGCCUCAGAGUGACAGGGAGUUGAAGUGGCCUAGCAAACAGCACAUCAGGAGCUCAGUCAUGGGGUUGCAGCUUGCACUGACCCACACCGGCCUCUCAUUGCUCCAUUCGACCCUAGUCUUCCUGACACACUUGUUCUUUUUUUUUUUAGAUUUUAUUUAUUUAUUUGAUAGAGAGAGACAGCCAGCGAGAGAGGGAACACAAGCAGGGGGAGUGGGAGAGGAAGAAGCAGGCUCCCAGUGGAGCAAGGAGCCUGAUGCGGGGCUCGAUCCCAGAACGCUGGGAUCACGCCUUGAGUGGAAGGCAGACGCUUAACGACUGAGCCACCCAGGCGCCCCAUCGACACACUUGUUCUGAAACUCCUAACGUUUGCUGACUUCCGAGUGCACACACCAGAGUAUAAAUUAUGCCUUAUCAGAAACCAAGUUAAAGGGACGCCUGGGUGGCUCAGUCAGUUAGGCAUCUGCCUCGGGCUCAGGUCGUGAUCCUGGGAUCUCAGGAUGGAGCCCCGAGCAGGGAGCCUGCUUCUCCCUCUGCCUCUGUGUGCUCUGUCUCUCUCUCUCUCUCAAAUAAGCAAAUAAAUCUUUUUUUUUAAAGAAACUAAAUUAAAACCUUUAACAUUCUAAAUUCAUCACCCUGUCGUAGUAGAACCAUCCUUCUUUUCUUAAAUGUGAAGCAUCUCAAGCAUAAGAACCUCAGGCACCUUCUCUCGGGAAGGCAGUUUGUGCCGUGACCACUUCAUUAAUGGCCUUCUUCCAAUUGAAGUCAUGUUCCGUUGAAGCGGCCUGAAUUCUCUGCCUUUUUAACUUGCUUUGCAAGCCUACCCGGAAAAUAAAAUAUCUAGACAACCGAAGUGAUUCUCACAAGAUGUCCCAGUUGCCUAGAAAAGGAUCAAAUAGAACAUUUGACACACAUAUCAAAAAGAAAAAUGGAACUGAACGAAGACACUUCAGGCUAAUCAUCUCUACUUGAUUUUUUUAAAAAAUCAAAUUUUGGAUUAUUCCCCUUGAGGACUCCAUGUCAAGUUUAUAUAACUGUACUUCCAAAUAGUGCCUAUCUAUGCAUUAAAAAGCAAUAAUAGUAAAUUGCUAAUUUACACACACACACACACACACACACACACACAGGCUUUCAGUAUGUUGAAAGUGUUUUUCCCUGUUAAAUUUAUUUUCCAAAGAAAAAUGUCGUUUGGUCAUUUGUUACUAAGGUGAGUUAUAGCAGAGGAAUAGCAGUUCAUACACACAGGAAGAUCUCAUCUGUAACCCAAUCUGUUAACAUUGGGAGGGUGACAAAUUCUUUACCCACAGUGAAUAGUCUAUUUAUUUACUCUUCAUUUUUCCCCAAGUGAACAAUUUUUUUUAAGUUCUGAAAUCUGCAAAAAAAAAUUUUUUUUUACUAGAUCUAAAAUCCUGACCUCAGGUUACUUACAUCAUGUUAAUAUCUUCUGUGUAUUCUGCCCAUAUUAUGAGAUGGACAGCCACACUCUUGCUAUUGUCACACACAGGAAUGCUUUCUGAGCUGUAGUUUUGAUGUUUUCAAUAAAGUUAAGUGGGGAAAAGGAAUGCCUCAUUUUUCUAAUUUCAGGACAACUCUUAAAACUCUAGUUUUUGGGGGCUCCUGGCUGGCUCAAAAAAUCUUUUUUUAAGAUUUUAUUUAUUUAUUUGACAGAGAGAGAGA
Molecule: messenger RNA, 2865 nt
Organism: Ailuropoda melanoleuca (giant panda)
Lineage: Eukaryota; Metazoa; Chordata; Mammalia; Carnivora; Ursidae
Gene: SLC25A43
Product: solute carrier family 25 member 43
Exons: 5
Coding region: 51-866 (271 amino acids)
Biological process (GO): transmembrane transport
Source: RefSeq, a predicted model, not a curated record